Molecule: messenger RNA, 646 nt
Organism: Thermothielavioides terrestris NRRL 8126
Lineage: Eukaryota; Fungi; Ascomycota; Sordariomycetes; Sordariales; Chaetomiaceae
Exons: 2
Coding region: 255-626 (123 amino acids)
Source: RefSeq, a predicted model, not a curated record
CGAGCCUGCUUGCAAAAGCUAAACAGGCCCCGAACAAAGCAUCCCAUACAUAAGAGCCAGCAUUCCAUCUGAACCCAUUGCCUCAUUCUUUUCCGACCAAUUGCAGCGAUUUUAACGAUCCGUGGUUGCCGCUUGCGCUGUCAAACGACGAAAUCGAAGUUCCAUUGUCGUGCCUCGCUGCCUUCGGUCAUGAGCGACCAGAAGUAAUCGCGUCUCGCCGACUCCGAUCCGCCCACCUCACCAGAGAAGACAACAUGGAGAGCAUUGGCGGCAUAAUCUCGGGUCCUGAUGUCGUGGAUGCUGCCCGUGAGCUUCCUAAGUCGACGAAGCACAUUCAGAACUUGCUACGGUUCUCGAUCGAACGCGAUGUCGUGUUGCAACCAAAUCCAAAGAAAAAGGGCGGAUAUCGCAGCAUCAAUUGGAAACGGCCAACUAACAUCGAAGCCCUCUUGAUGCAUGUCACAGGCGUGGAACCCGAAGUGGAAUGCAACUACUGCAAUAAAAACCAGGGUCCCUUUAUGAAUUGCAUCGUGUCACGGGACAAUACAGGCAAUGGCGCCUGCGCAGCCUGCCAUUACAACUCUGGCAGCAACAGAUGCAGUUUUUUCCUGGGAGAACAAAGUUAGUGCAGCCGUCUUCCAACACG